UUGUUCUGCUUUCUUAACCGUUCUCUCUCUCUCUCUCUCUCUCUUGCUUUCUAUAAUUUUUUUUUUUUACAUUAGUAUUGUUGUUGCCUUUCUUCUGUAGAUAUAUAACACAGUGUCUCUUUAGUUUCCGUGUAUUGUUCAUAUGGAAGAAGCUGCAGCUGUGAACAAAGGAGACGACUUGAUCCAUUUGCCACCCGGGUUUCGUUUCCACCCCACCGAUGAAGAGAUUAUCUCUCAUUAUCUCACCGAGAAAGUCUUGAAUAGCGGCUUUGCUGCAUGUGCGAUUGCUGAAGUUGAUUUGAACAAGUGUGAGCCUUGGGAUUUGCCCAAGAGAGCGAAGAUGGGAGAGAAAGAAUGGUACUUUUUCUGCCAAAGAGACAGAAAAUAUCCUACUGGCAUGAGAACAAAUCGAGCUACUGAAGCUGGAUAUUGGAAGGCUACUGGUAAAGAUAAAGAGAUUUACAGGGGAAAAAAUUGUCUUGUUGGGAUGAAGAAGACUCUUGUUUUCUACAAGGGGAGAGCUCCAAAAGGAGAGAAGUCCAAUUGGGUUAUGCAUGAAUAUAGAUUAGAAGGAAAAUUCUCUUAUCACAAUCUUCCCAGAGCUGCAAAGGAUGAAUGGGUCGUGUGUAGGGUUUUUCACAAGGGCACAGGGAUCAAGAAGAGUCCAAUUCAAGGCCUUCUGAGGAUCAACUCUUUAGGCGAUGAUUUAUUGGAUUAUUCUUCACUUCCACCUCUAAUGGAUCCUGCUUACAACUCCAGCAAACCCGGCUCAAGCAAUGAAAACGAAUUCAAACACAUCAACACAGCUUCAUUCUCAAGAUCUUCCCGCGGAAAUUACCUGUCAAACCUUCACACAAACAUGAACAACAACAGCAACAACGACCAAAACUUUCUUCUUCCUCCAAAUAGUACGAAUUACCCCACACAAACUUCCGAAUUUUACCCUCAAGUCGCAAUCUCAUCAAAUCCGAAUCCUGCAGGCUACUUGCCCCGGGGGCUAAUUAGGAGUAGUCCUGGUGCAAUCACAAGCUUAGCCACUUCCGGGUUUGGUGCCAGCGAUCAGGCGAUUUUGUGGGCACUAGCAGCCGGCAAUGAAAGGUCUCAAAGGGAGAAUUAUCAGUGCAAGGUGGAGCAGUUUUCGUCAAAUCAAUCGAUGGUCAGCCGCUCACAAGAUACUGGACUUAGCACAGACAUGAACACCACUGAAAUAUCAUCGGUUGUGUCGAAGCAAGACUUAGCAGGCAACAAAUCGUGUGAAGAUCUCGACUGUUCCAUGGCUGAUCUAGAUAGCUUCUAUUGGGAAUGUUACAAUUAAGUUAAUUCAUCAUCAGCUUGCUUGUUUCAUAAUUUAUUUCUCAGGAUCGGUAUAUGAUUUUUAAACAGUGAUGAUAUGUAUAUCUGCAGGUAAAGGUGUAAAAUGUAUUACUUCGGACUCUCAAAUGCUUGUAUAGAGAUUCAAUUUCAGUGUGAAGAAGUUACCAAUUUGCAGCGAAAGAUUCCAUAUUAAUAUAUACCUCUUGUAUAUAUAUUCUUUCUA
Molecule: messenger RNA, 1537 nt
Organism: Mangifera indica (mango)
Lineage: Eukaryota; Viridiplantae; Streptophyta; Magnoliopsida; Sapindales; Anacardiaceae
Product: NAC domain-containing protein 87
Exons: 3
Coding region: 143-1315 (390 amino acids)
Biological process (GO): regulation of DNA-templated transcription
Molecular function (GO): DNA binding
Source: RefSeq, a predicted model, not a curated record